Messenger RNA from Cynara cardunculus var. scolymus (artichoke), 971 nucleotides. RefSeq names its product 36.4 kDa proline-rich protein-like. The transcript has 2 exons. NCBI's taxonomy places the organism in Eukaryota, Viridiplantae, Streptophyta, Magnoliopsida, Asterales, Asteraceae. The coding region runs from base 12 to 722 and encodes 236 amino acids. The record is from RefSeq and is a predicted model, not a curated record.
AUCGAGUAACAAUGGAGUCUUCUAAGCACCAACUCACUGCUCUUCUCCUCGUUUCAAUGGUCUUCAUCUCCUCCGCCACUCCGAUUGCUCUUGAUUGUGUUCCCUGUGGCAGAGGCAAACCACCUCACCACACCUCCAAACCACACAACCCACAUAAACCACCCUCCGGUAAACCACCAACCACCCACCCACCCAUCGUCAGACCACCCAUCGUCAGACCACCCAUCGUUAGGCCACCCAUCGUCAGACCACCAGUUGUGAGGCCACCGGUGGUAAACCCACCAAUCACCCUUCCACCCGUCGUAAGACCACCAAUCACCCUUCCACCCAUCGUAAAACCACCAAUCACCCUUCCACCAGUCGUAAACCCACCAAUCACCCUUCCACCUGUACUCAACCCACCAUCAGGAGGAAAGCCGGGAACGCCAUGCCCACCACCACCAUUUGUGCCGGCACCGGCGCCCACCUGCCCCAUUGACGCUCUAAAGCUUGGAGCUUGUGUGGAUCUUUUAGGUGGGUUGGUUCAUAUCGGGUUGGGUGACCCAGUGGUGAACCAAUGUUGCCCAAUUCUUGCUGGGCUUGUGGAGCUUGAGGCUGCAGUUUGCCUGUGCACAACCCUAAAAAUUAAGCUUUUGAAUAUCAACAUAUAUUUGCCACUUGCUCUUCAGUUGCUUAUUACUUGUGGCAAGACUCCUCCUCCUGGUUACACCUGUUCCAUUUAAGUUUUCAAGAUCCCAUUUUAGGGGUGAUGAAGUCGCCAUGAGAGUAUGUCGAUUCGUCACGAACUCUCUCUUGUUUGGAGUGCUUAAGCAAAUUUCCAAUUGUUUUGAUUAAUGUUUUAAGUUGGACAUGGAUUUUUUUUUGGUUUGAAACAUAAUUAUUAAUUAAGGUUGAAUGCAUGGUUUGUUUGUGUUGAUGUAAGGAACUAAACCCACCAAUUAAUCAAUGAAAUGAAUGUUUUUGAUUACUUA